Messenger RNA from Monodelphis domestica (gray short-tailed opossum), 6773 nucleotides. Lineage: Eukaryota; Metazoa; Chordata; Mammalia; Didelphimorphia; Didelphidae. The record is from RefSeq and is a predicted model, not a curated record.
GCAGCUGGGAAGCUUCCACCCAGCAGACAGUUUGGGAGACUCUGAGGUUCCAACUAUGGAUACUGACUCGGGGGCUGGAAGUAGGAGUCUGCUGAGCCCGCUAACUCCUGUAUGCUACGAAAGACAAGAUGAAGAAGCAGUUCAAUCGGAUGCGCCAGCUUGCCAACCAGACGGUGGGCAGGUAGAAAAGCGCUUGGAGCUGGUGAAACAAGUAUCCCAUAGCACUCACAAGAAGCUGACUGCAUGUCUUCAAGGACAACAAGGGGUAGAAGCUGAUAAACGAUCAAAAAAGUUACCUUUGACAGCACUGGCUCAGUGUUUAAUGGAAGGAUCAGCUAUCUUAGGGGAUGAAACGCUCCUUGGGAAGAUGCUGAAAUUAUGUGGUGAAACAGAGGACAAGCUAGCCCAGGAACUUAUCCAUUUUGAAUUACAAGUAGAGAGGGAUGUGAUUGAGCCACUGUUUGUACUGGCAGAGGUGGAAAUUCCAAAUAUUCAAAAGCAAAGGAAACAUUUAGCAAAGUUAGUGCUGGACAUGGAUUCUUCCCGAACAAGAUGGCAGCAGACCUCCAAAUCUUCAGGUUCAUCCAGCAACUUGCAGCCAACAGGUGCCAAAGCUGAUGCCUUGAGGGAAGAAAUGGAGGAGGCUGCAAACCGAGUAGAAAUAUGCAGGGACCAGCUCUCAGCUGAUAUGUACAGUUUUGUGGCCAAGGAAAUUGAUUAUGCAAACUACUUUCAAAUGUUGAUAGAAGUCCAAGCAGAAUACCACAGGAAGUCAUUAACACUAUUGCAGAAUGUUUUGCCUCAGAUAAAAGCACAACAGGAGGCAUGGGUAGAGAAACCAUCCUUUGGGAAACCAUUAGAGGAACACCUCGCAGUCAGUGGAAGGGAAAUUGCAUUCCCUAUUGAAGCAUGUGUGACCAUGCUGCUUGAAUGUGGAAUGCAAGAGGAGGGCCUUUUUAGAGUGGCUCCCUCUGCUUCCAAACUGAAAAAGCUGAAAGCUGCUCUGGACUGCUGUGUACUGGAUGUGCAGGAAUACUCAGCUGACCCUCAUGCUAUUGCAGGAGCUCUAAAAUCUUAUCUUAGAGAGUUGCCAGAACCUCUCAUGACCUUUGAACUUUAUGAAGAGUGGAUUCAGGCAUCCAACAUCCAGGAUCAAGAUAAGAUGCUUCAGGCCUUAUGGAAUACAUGUGAAAAACUUCCCAAGGCCAAUCACAACAACAUCAGAUACUUGAUCAAAUUUUUAGCUAAAUUGUCAGAAUUUCAAGACACAAAUAAGAUGACGCCCAGUAACAUGGCUAUUGUACUAGGACCCAACUUGUUGUGGCCACAAGCAGAUGGGAAUAUUACUGAGAUGAUGACCACAGUUUCUCUGCAAAUCGUUGGAAUCAUCGAGCAUAUCAUCCAACAUGCUGACUGGUUCUUCCCUGGGGACAUAGAGUUCAAUGUGACAGGUAAUUAUGGCAGCCCUAUACAUGUGAACCACAAUGCCAAUUACAGCUCGGUGCCAUCUCCUGAUAUGGACCCUGCUGAUCAGCGACAGCCUGAGCCAGCCCGACGGCCCCUCAGUGUGGCUACUGAUAAUAUGAUGUUGGAGUUUUAUAAAAAGGAUGGCCUUAGGAAAAUCCAAAGCAUGGGUGUAAGGGUUAUGGAUACAUCCUGGGUGGCCCGAAGAGGUUCCUCUGUCACCAGAAAAUCAUCCUGUACCCCACCGACUGUGCAGCCUCCUGCUCCACCUUCUGAUCUUGCUGUUCCACCUCAAUCACCAGUUCCUGAGGAGUUACUUGACAUUUCAACAACUUCUUCCCAUUCUCCAUCUAACUUUGGCUUCCAGACUGUGGUUGAGCAGACUAGCACUUUACAAAGCAAGGAGCUUUCUCCAGGGUCUGGGCAAAAGGAGAGUCAAAGUUCCAGUCAUGGAGUCCUCUGUGUCAGUACACAGCAGAUGACUACUCUCAGCCAGCUAGCCACAGAUCAGAGCCCUCACACAGUCCGGAAAGUUUCAAAGAAGUUGGCACCAAUACCACCCAAGGUCACCUUUGGUCAAUUAGGUGGUAUGACUGACCAGUCUGCUGGCCAGCCUUCCCCAAUCAGCCUGUCUCCUACUCCACCAAGUACCCCUUCUCCCUAUGGACUGAAUUACCCUCAAGGUUAUGUAUUGGUUUCAGGCCAGCUUUCCCCUGCUACAACACACUCCCCGUCUUCUGUCAUCACAAGCACUUUAACCAAAUCUCGGCCCACUCCUAAACCCCGACAGAGGCCCACACUGCCACCUCCACAGCCUCCUACAAUAAACACCUCUGGCUCUGGUUCACAGUCUAUGGACCACUUGGUGAUAGAUGGCAUGUCCUCUGGGGAAAGCAUGUCUACAGCUGUUUGACAAUGAGUGGCGCAAUUGUGGAUAAGUAUGAGGGGGAUUUUUCAGGGUAAGCUGGCAUCCCAGUCUUCAUCUCCCUUCUAAUUCUGAAGGCUAACCCGGGUCAACUUGACAGCUACUAACUCAUCACCUCUGCAUGUGGCUCAGCCUGAGUUGCAUGGCUAUGUGGCUCUUACUGAUUCCACAAGCUCACUAACAAUGAAUUUAUUAGUAAGCUUAUUUGGCUUCUUAGAACUGCUGGCCUUCUUUUUCUAUUCUUCUGCUCCAAUUUGAAAAAAACAAUUUUCCUUUUCUCUCCUCCCAUAUCACUUCUCCAAUUGUUUUUUCAGUACCUGUAUAAAGCACCUUCUCCUUUGAUUAUGGGUACUCUUCCAAGGGGAUGUUGAAGUGUUGUUGGCUGACUGAUCACAAGACUUUCUAUUCAAUGCUUCCUGGAAGUGUUCUUAGAGAAAUUACAUCUGGAAGUCAGAUGCAAGAAUUCCAACUUAUUGAGAGAAGUGUCAGUUCUAUUUGACCAGUUCUAAUGGAUGUACACAGCAGAAGUCAUCACUACUAAUUCAUUAAUACUUUUUCAUCUCAGCUUCUUCCGUCUAUAUAAAGUAGGGAUAAUAGCCCCUACUCUUGGUAGCUUCACUGACCCUUUAGGAGAUUGAACAAGUCUCCAAAAAUAAAAUCAAAGGAUUGUAGAUGAAAAUGAUUGUAGAUGAUCCAGUCUAGUCUACUUACUCUACAAAGAGGUAGCUGAACCCUAGAAAAGUGAACUUACAUUACAAAAAAAUGUGAGGAUUUAAAACCAGAUUUUCUGACUCCCAUUCUAAUCAUCUUUUGACUAUACCAAGCUUAAAGUAUUCCAUAAAAAAGUACUUUUAAAAACAAAAACUCUGAUAUAGACUGGUAUGUAUAUAGUUCAUCUGUACCUAUCUGUCCAGUUUUGGAAGAUCUUUUCGUUAUUCAAAACCAACUAUGAUGCCUCAUUUUAGAAGAGGGCUGAUUGUAAUAGAUUAUUUCAAUUCUGCAAAAUAAGCCACUGAACCCAAUUAGCUGUAUUGUUCUAAUUCAGUUUAUGUAUUCUAAAGGUUUAGAUAUGUAUUCCAUCUGAAUUCAUUGCUCCUUGUUCAAUUAGUACUUCCUCAGGACCCACAAUAUUAAGGAAAACAAACAAACAAAAAAAACCCCUGGAGGAAUAAACUAACAAAAGUUUUGAGCAAAGCAGGAUUUUUUAGAACUUUGUUGAGAUGCUUUUAAAGAUUCUCAAACCAGGCUCUCUAGCUAUUCCUAAAUUAACACCACUUAACAACACAGACCUGUGAAUUAGCAUUUUGACUAUUAUGAUAGAAAAUUAUAAUGAGAUUUUAUAGAAAUACCUAUGUAUACUUUUUCUGUAUGAAAGCAAGUUUCUAGGGAACUAGAUAUAUUAAAUACAAAAGAAAUUAGAGCAAAAUUGCAAGGUCAAUUUGACUUGCUUAGGUGAUCCAACACUGACACUCAUCUCCUUUUGGCUCUUACUUGAAAGGACUGCACCUAUAUGUCUGAUUACUUGCAAUAACCACUGUGAGGUUGGUACAAUAUAGGGGCAAUGGCAAUUCUAUCUAUCUUUCAUCUUUAAAUGUCAGGCAGAAGAGUAGGGGGAACCCAAAUGUCUUCUCCUUUUGACACUGCUAUGACCAAAACAGGCAAAAGGAUUAACCUGUCAACCAUGCUCAGUUGAGCUCCUUACCCCAAGGCUCUGCCUGUUAUUAUGGCUUUACAGCUAGAAUGAGGUUGGCUUCUUAGAGUCAAGCCUUGAUAAGAAUGUUUUCUGGAGCUGUCCAAGAAACAAAAAUCAAAUUCCUUUCCAUAAAGGUCAGUGAAUGGGAUUUACAAGGCUGAAAGACCUCAAUUUCCCCUUUUUGUGGGGAGCAAUGCUACAGAAAAUCUGUUUACUUCCUCUUCAAGUUGUUCUGGGUACAUGACAACCAAACAAUGUAUUUAUGUAAAUAUGUAACGAUCAGCUUUGUGCUGUAUUUUGCCAAAUAGCCAAACAUAAGAACAAAACCAAAGCAGGAAAGAUCAUACUAUUUUGCAAGUGCUCUUUUCUUAUUUGGUGUGACAGACAGUCAGGUGGCUUUCAUUCUAACAGCUCCUCAUGGAUUCCACAUUUCUUCAUCAUUAGCUUAGCUGUCCUUGAGAACCCAUUUUAUGGGGGUCUAUAGAUAAGAGAGUUGAAUCAAAUUAUACUUAUCCUUUUCCUUAAUCAGGAAUGUUAUUUUGAAUAAAGGGAGACCAGUUACAGAUGUUAUAAAAUUUCACUCACCUUGGUCGUAUUUUCUUCCUGUUAGUCAUGUAAAGUUCCUUCCAUUCCACCCUGACCCCAUAAGGCCGUUUGCAAGAGACCUUGAAAAAUGUCUUUGCAAGACAACUAAAGUGACCAAGAGUAAUCAAGAGGAAUUUUAGAUGUUAUAACUGGGGAGAGUGCCAGAACUUCUUUAGGGCAAUGGAAAUGUAUUUGGGCCAGUAUAUUGUUUCUAGAAUUAGUGUCCAAGAUCUAAUUCUAGUCAUUACAUCUCGUUUCCUUAUAUACUGAAGAUUUACUCUGUCUCCAUAGAAGAGGACAGGGAGCAGCAUCAGAUUUACUUUCUUAUGCUCUUUAUGAGAGCUGGCUAGACAAUUAACUGGUGCCUUUUCAAUAGCCAGAAGUCUACAUUUUUUUUCCCUAUGGUACUGAAAUAGGACAAAAUUGCCAAUAAGUUACUUCAUGUUUUAGUGCAAAGUAAAGUGACUUCUCAUGAGGUCCUACUCUGAACUGCAAUUUAAGGGGAAAAUCUGGAUGUCUUGGCCUCUCCAACCAAGAUUUAUUCAGAUGAGUCAAGAAAAUAGGAACAAGGAGAGCCUAAUCACAAAUACAAUAUCCUUCAUCUUUGCAUUAACUAGUUUGCUGUCAUAAAUGUAUCAUCUCAAAAAAAAAGUAUGUAUGACUGUGUGUGUAUUGGGGAGGGGAGAAGCUAUAGUGUGGGUAUACUGGGAUGGGCUAAAUUCCCUGCUUUAUAAUGUUGACUCUACUUGCAUCUUUUUCACAAGAAGCACUAUUUCAAUGACUUUUCUCUGCCCAUUUCCAGAUCUUGUCCACUUUGAUAUCCCUUCUAUCCACGUAGAGCUUGGUUCUUCAUUCCACCGGGGUCUCCUGGAGCACAUGACAAGACAUUCAGGGACUGAGAAAAGAGACUCAGAGGAAGAGUCAGAAAGCACUGCCCUUUGACACUGCAGAUCCUCAUCUGACACUCUUAUACAUACAUAUGCCCCCCAAAACACUUUGAGGAUGUAUGUUUAUUGUUCUUGCUAAGCAUUCUUCAUUAGCACUUUCAUUUUUCACCACCAACAUGAAAUUGGACUUUAAAGAAAACUAUUGCCCUCCCACCUAUGGCAAGUGUUGAUGGUACAGUGGUUUUGUUUGUUUAUGAUGGUUAGUUUAACCUUUUCAAUUGCUAUUUGACUUGCUAUCUGGGUGAAUUUCUAUCUUUAGCCCUGUGUGGAGUAACAUCUGAUCUCUCUCCAUCCAGAUACGGCUUGUGUAACAAGCUCUUAUUUUUUCUAAAAGAUGAGUUAUAAAAACUUCUCUCCCUGUGAUUCAAAUACAGUUCUAUUUCAGUCUGUGAAAUCCUGCCUGUCCUACUCUUCUCAAAGAUAAGAGAAUUCCUAGUUCAUAGAAAAAGUUGUACGGUCUGAAGGUUUCUUUUAAUGAUCUCAUAAUCACUUGAUUAUACCAGCUUGCAUGGCCUAGGUCCUUGUAACAAUAUAGUUUAGAAAGAAUGCUCAUAACCAUCAAGCUGUGGAUCUUUCCUUAUUCAAAAGUGACAAAUGAAUAGCAAUAAUUCUAUAUCCUGACAUGUGAACGUAGAACUGGUCCCAAAUGUAAUAAGCAAAUGCUAUAAGAUGUAUUUGCAUACUUGAUCAUUCCAAACAUUCGAUUAUGUCAGUGAUGAGAGGGAGAGAUGAGGAAAAGGGCAUGUGAACACUUACUCAAGAGAUCAUUGCAGGGGAGAGAGGAUUAAACAUUUUGACUGAAAAUUAUAAAUGGAGUGAAGAACUAAAUUCAGGUCUUGCAUGCAAAGUCAAACUUUAAGGUUUUAUCCUUUGAAAAAAAUAUAUACAUACUAUGUUAUAUUUGUAUAUAUCAAAUUUCUAUAUUUGUUUGAGAUGUUUCAUCUAAACAUGUACAAAUGUAAAAUGAAAACUUAAAUGCUUUGUUACUUUUUCCAACACGUAAAAUAAUUCUUUGCAAAUUAAAGAUGUUGUAGGCUUUGCACACUUAAUGACAAAUAUAGCUCAUUAUCCAAUUUAUAAAUGUAGUAAGGGGUGGGCAAAUCACCUUUAUACAUGCAUAAGUUGUCAAAAAUGUUAUUAAAAUAUUUAUUGUCACUAA